AUAAUUUUCCUCAUUUUGUAACAAUGCUUCAUGAGAAUAUUAAAUUUUCUCCAAGUUAAAAAUAAAAUUUAAAUUCACAAGGUCUCUAUCUCGUCGAGUUUUCUCCCUUCUGAAAAAUUACACCAAAACAGAAUCAAGAAAACGUAAUGAUCUGUGCACAGUUCUUUAUUUACAUUCUGCAUGUGGUCAGUUUUGUGUCUGUCUGCAAUGGAGGCAUCGUCGCGAACUUCACCGUAAUAUACGAUUAUGUAUCAAGCGAUGAGAUUGUUAUUCUGCAAAAUGCUAUCGAGGAUAUUGGUGCCAUCUCAUCUAUGCCCGUUGUACCGUACAGCAUACACAGUCCAGACGUUCCUCCUCCACCGUUAAAUGUGUCAGCAACAGCUUUGUCAAAGUCGGAAAUCAAGGUUACAUGGACUCCAGUUAAUUUUACCUCACCAAACUUGACUAUUGUUGGAUACACAGCAUUCUACAAGCGCGUUCUUGACCCGGGUGAUACAUGGCAGAGAUUGACAACAAUGCAUUGGAACAGAUCGUUAAUAUUGGUUAACUUGAUGCCACAUACAACUUACACAAUCCGAGUGGUGGCUUUUCACCGUCAAGGAAAUGGAAUUGCGUCUCAAUUUUUCGACGAGAAAACGUUGGAAGGAGUUCCUGAAUCUAAACCGGAGAAAUUCACCUGCGUGUCUGAAAAUCCAUCAACGAUUAGCUUAUCGUGGCUUAUUUAUAACAGCACAGCGUGGAAUGGUGAUGCAAAAGGAUACAUAGCUUGGUAUAGGGUGUACAACUCCGGGACAGAGCUUAACAAUAUUACAUUUUCAGCAUCAGCUCGAACGGGUGUGCUAGAUGAACUGAAGCAAUACACUAAGUAUGAAAUAUAUCUUGCAGCACAAACGCGAGUGGGGAGUGGACCAAAAGCCUGGUGCGUUAUUGAUACGGCAGAAGGAGUACCGUCUGUUGGACCUAAAAUAAUUUACUGGGAACUUACUCCAACCCGACCAUUAGAGGCGCUGGUUCGAUGGGAUCCUAUUCCUGAGGAGAAAAUUAACGGUCGACUUAGUGGAUACAAGAUUUACUACGGUGUAUCAAGAAAUGGAAAAAUUAGAAUUGAAUAUCCUGACAUGAAAUUUAUAAAAGUUGACCAAUUCACAUUUGAAGUUGUAUUAAAAGAAAACUUGGAACCAUCAAUGGAGUUAACAGUGGAAAUAGCUGGCUUGACAAAAAUUGGAGAAGGAGAGCGAAGUAGACCUGUUUAUGUCGAAACAUGCACAUGUCCGAUUUCUAUCUAUACAGCAUGGUUUUCUAACAAGCCUUACGUUUACAAAAAUCAGGAUGAGAAUGAUACCAUUGGUAUCUUUCCCGAUUACUUAAACAAAAUGGUCAACCAACUAUGCGCAGGGUGCCAUGGUCUUAGACGCCACAACUCUCAGACACCGUCCACGCUCUAUUGGGACAGGACCAAAGAUGGUAAAAACCCGAAAAGAAAAGAUGAGAAAGAUUUGAAAGAAAAAGUAGGAAACAACGUUCACUUUCACGUCGCCAUGUUUGGUCGUUCAGAGAUCGAGAAUUUCCAAUCCAGUUACAAAUUUGUUUCAAUUAUUAACAGUCCUGGGUCAGCAUUUAUAGUGCGCGACCCGAUGGGUGAACUGGAUAAAACUGCCGCCAUUAUGUCUUCUUUGUUUAGUUGUUGGCCAGCUGUUAUUAUCAUCAUAGUUUUAUCCAUGGUGGCAGGAAUUGUUGUCUGGUUAUUGGAUUGUGAGAGUAACGCGGAGGAUUUUCCAAACGAAAGCUUUAUCAGAGGCAUCUACCACGGUACAUACUGGGCCUUUGUUAGCAUGACAACGAUUGGGUACGGUGACAAAACCCCACGAAGUUGUAUGGCACAGUCAGUUGCGAUUGUUUGGAUGCUGAUGGGACCCAUCAUCAACGGUAUUGUUAUCGGCGCCAUAACAACCUCCUUGACAACGAUCAACCUGGAAAGUGAUCCAAAGAUUUACGGGAGCGUGGUGGGUGCUCUUGCAGGGUCGUUCGAAUACAACCUGGGUGUCCGAAGAAACGCUAAAAUGAAUACGACAGGAAAAAAUUAUUUGAACACAUCCGAGUUAUUUGAUGAUAUCGUGGCUAGAAAGAUUGAUGGAAUUUUAAUAGAUUCCUUGGUAGCUGCUGAUAAAGCUGACGAAAUGGGCAAGCGAAAUCUAAAACUGUCCAAGAUUAUUCCAGAAGCUUCAGGGUGGGGUGUCAUACUCUCUGCAGAAAUGAUCAAAUUAGAACCAGAUAUUCGGACAUAUGUAAAAGCACACGAGAGCGAAAUGAAGGAAUUGGUAGCCAACCGAACGGAGGGUAAAUUAACGGUAAAAUCCAAACCACCAUCUAACCUCACCACUGGUAUCGUGGAUCCAAAUUCUAAAAUAUUCAAAGAUUUCGUUUAUUAUGGUUUGGUAGCACUUAUCGUUCUCUCCAUUUUCGGAUUAACAUACUCAUAUGGUUACUUGAAAAUGCGCCGAAGAAAAAUUGUUCCAUUUAGUCAAGAGCAUCGUGAGUUGCUUGAAAACGACUUGUCCGGUAUGAUGCAAAAGUUCUGUUUGCAGACAAUGAAGAUGAUCAAAGACACAAGCGCUAAUCAUGAGUCUGAACUCAAAAGAUUUUUUUGGAAAAAAGGUUAUUCAUUUGGUAUCGAUGCCUGGUUUAAACAGAAAACCAUGACAGAGGAGAUUUUGAAGAAAGAUAUUCGUUACCAAGAAAUCAUGUUUCACGACCUGCAAAAAGAAAAUGCAUUAAAUAGAAUGAGUACCGUCACAAAAUGGAAAAGAGGCAAGAAAAUUAUUUCGAGAGCUAUCAGAGUGAUGCCAUCAAAAUCUUCCACUGUCUAAAAUUUGGAACAUGUAAUUAAUUAACCGGCUAUUCAUCGUUGAUUUGUGCCGAACACGUGUGGUAAUGUUAUUUUUUGUUGAAAUUUCUUUGAACACAUUUGUAAAUAACUCA
Hydractinia symbiolongicarpus is the source of this 2979-nucleotide messenger RNA. RefSeq lists its product as uncharacterized. Gene Ontology annotation, biological process: cell-cell adhesion. Bases 147 to 2867 code for a protein of 906 amino acids. The transcript is spliced from 17 exons. NCBI's taxonomy places the organism in Eukaryota, Metazoa, Cnidaria, Hydrozoa, Anthoathecata, Hydractiniidae. Gene Ontology annotation, molecular function: protein binding. The record is from RefSeq and is a predicted model, not a curated record.